AUGGCUCUUCCACCUACACUUGACGACGAGAACUUGUACAAAUUCCGGACAAAAAUUUGCGAGCGCUACGUAAAGCAGGGCCGAUGCGAGUUUGCAGACAGGUGUCAGUAUAGCCAUGACUUAAGGUGGACCCGCCGGCCACCAUGGAAAUACAACUAUUGUCCGGAGCUCUGUCAUGACCUUCAGUUCGUCAAAGACGGGAGGGGACGGACUAUUGCGAAGUCGAGUUGCAAACAGAAACGCAACUGCAAGUUUGCUCAUACGAAGGAGGAACAGGUGUACCACCCAAAGAUGUAUAAAACAAUCAUGUGCAAGCAAUUUCAAACUAACGCCUGGUGCGACCGGUACUACUGUCCCUUUGCCCACACAUUGAGCGAGCUUCGACCAGCUGAUUUAUUUUACCCACCAUCGAAGGUGGUCGGCUCCUGCGACGAUCAAGAUGCUCUCUGCCCGGAUAUAUACCUGCCGUCGGACAAGCCACACCCUCGCCUCAGGGCGAGAUUUCUUGCCAUCAUGGACUCGGUCGGCCCCGGACGUGCACAUCAUUUCGGUUCAACUACGGAAUCGUUAGCGAAUUCAAACCGCACACGCCACGCUUAUUCGGACUUCAUAUCUUCACAUACUCCUCAGUCUGUUCUUUCGGACACCCGCUCGCCGUCGAAUAGUGAGCGAGCUGACAGCGGUACCCCUCCUACCCUGGAAACGACGCGAGUAAAGAACAGUGGAGAGUCACGAGUCCAGCGGCAGGAACAAAGCCUCAGCUAUUCGGCAGCAGACGCGUCCACGUCCGCUCAUGCACAGGAGCAGAAACGCAGCGGUGAAUCCGCAGUAGAACAGAAGGAGCAGGAACUUCAACAUGAGCGUAAAGAUUCUGGUGGUGUGGCUGUUCCAGACUUUCGGAAGAGCGGGGCGCGUCUCCAAGGUUCUGGUCCGCUGAAACACCCCGGACAACGAACGGUGAUCAAGGACAACCAUAUGUCAAUCACAAUAAAAAGCGGAGGAAGCAUUCUGGGGAAUCCUGGCAAUCCAAUUCCCCGACGACCGCGCCACGGCACCAACUGCCCUAUCCCUCAACUUACUACCUCUCCACGUGUUUACACUGGCAAGCAGUCAAGCCAAGACUGUGCAUCGAAUAGUGCGGCUCUGGAGAAGGAAGCCAACAGGGGAGGUGGAAGCGGAGGCUCACUACACACAGAGAGGCUCCCGCUGCUGCCGACGUCAGCUGUGAGCACAAUUAGCGAUGUAGCCAGGAGCCCACAUGCAGCAACACCGUAUGUAAUAUCAUCAGCAUUGCAGUCAAAAAUGAUGGUCGAAGGGAGCCACACAUCAUAUUUACAGCAAGGAUGUCAGGAGCAUGAGAAAGGCUGCAUUCAUCUGGAGAGACAUGUUGUCACCCCGCCAGGACUCUUGCCUCAAAGCACCAUUUUUGGAAGCGAUUGCUGCUGCUCCAUGGUUGUCCCGUCGGUUGGCAUGGUACCUCAACCUGUACGAGAGUUCCUUGAUCACAACUCAGAACAUGUGACUCAAGAAAAGAUGAUCACCACGGCAUCUGUCCACAGCCUAGCAGAACCACUUGAUCGAUGCUCGUUCAAAUGUAACGUACUGCCAGGCGACUGCGAUGACCAGGAAGCUCUCCGGCGGCGGGCGUGUAUAGAACGAAUCACCAGUAGAACGCCAGCGUUUUCCCUGUCGAGCCAACAAAGCCAGUUUGGCGGCCUCAAACAGCUAGCAGAUGAUAUAUACUUCUGGAGUGAGCCUCUUGGACAAUGCAGGGAUGAUCCUAGUGUUCUGGUUUUUCCUGGGGUUGUUCUAGGACCGAAUAAGCAACUACGGGAGCGUGUAGCUAUCAAGCAGGUCCCAGUGGUCGUAACAAGCCGCAUGCGAGAUUCGUUCGCUGAGUUGGAGCAGUUUGUUCACGUCCACGAUCCACUCAUUGUGAACACCAAGGGAGUCUACUGCAUGCACAACGACGACGACGAAGGCAUGUCCCUGAUGUUCGUUUUAGAAAAAUGUGACGGAUGUCUGUCUGACUUGAUCGCUGUUAGUGAUCUGGGUGAGCGCUGCCUCCAAGAGCCUCUUCCGCCGCAGGGAAUGACUGAAAUGCUUUCCCAUUUACUGUCAGGAGUCCUGAAAAUCCAGCAGUAUGGACAUUCUGCACACAUGCGCAUUCACCCAGGCAAUAUUAUGCUCACUCAAAAUUUCGAACUUAAAGUUGGCGACUGUGCUGGAAAAAUUCGUUACCUUAGCAUCUUCGAUUUGCUUCAUGCUGGCGUCCAGGGAGCGAGAAACGCGAGAGAGCUCAUUCACUGGAUCCUCAACUCCCCACAAGAGGCGGCGUGGCUCGCACCCGAGUUCAUCCGGUCGCUCAUACACAUAGCCCAGCAAAUCAGUGUCCUUAUCCACCAAUAUGAGGCGCUUCCACCCGAAAGCCGCAAGAACGUCCGCUUUUCUGUACUGGCAGACAAUAUGAAAUGGCCCUCGAGCUUUCUGCAGAAAGCGGAUGCCUGGUCCACAGGUGCUACGUUGUUUUAUAUCGUCAGCGGUGGCAUUCAUCCGUAUGGCGACACCAGCGACCGGUCGAUAAUAACACAUAUCCUUGAGGACAGGAAGGUCAACCUCGAGAAGAUACGCGAGUCUCCACUCCUUCACGACUUGGUAGAAGGACUGCUUGCGUCAGACCCUGAUAAAAGAACAAGCCUCUCGCAGGCACUCUGUCAUGCUGCGUUCUGGAAGAUGGGGGAAACUGAACACUUUCUGAGGGCGUUUCAGGCUUCUGUUGAGGCCAACCCAGAGUCUUGCAUGGUGCUUGCCCUCUCCGACCCGAUUUCUUGGAUUUCAUCGCUCGCGUCCGCCGCCUCUCCCCUGUUCUCCCUACUGGUAUCCUACCUCACGUCUCCAUCGUGCCUAACUCUCCUCAUUUCGUCUCUUCGUGUGGAGAACAGCGUAUCCUUCUUGUUGUUUCUGGCGUUGUUAUCCGCCGAUUCUAGGCUGCCGGAACAAGAGCGCCGGUCUCUAGUCUCAUCAGCUAUCUUGCUUCACCCCUCGGCCUUCCUUAAAGCUGUCAGGCUACUAUUGUUUACUCGAAUCCCCGAGAACCCUGCCGAAUUUGUAAUAUCUCGCAAUUCAACCUACGUCAAACAGUACCUAGGCGACGGAUCCGGGGAUGCGGAACCGGCAUGCAAACGGGCAGCUGUCGGUAUCUCGCUGUUCGGGGCGCCUCAGUCUGAAACAGUUGCUGAAGGGAUGAAGCAUGCGGUACGACAUACGUCAGGCGAGGGCCAACAAGGACUACUGGGGGCGCUGCCAAGUGGCUCUCGUCCGGCGUCUGCUCCUGCUUUUGUUUCCAUGCACCGUAUGGGCUUUCCUGCAUCUGCGGCACCUGUAACGGCGUCAGAAGGAUCUUUUGAAUGCUACGUCCCUUCGGAAACUCACCAUUCGCAAACAGAGGAUUGUCAAAGACCUCCGCCUCCGCCACCCGCCGUCUCUGCGCAUGUGCUCCCUCCACAGGAAUUUACGCACGUCCAGUCAAUCUCCACUGACUGCGCUGGCAUUCCUAGCCACUUUACUCGAUGUAGCAACCACCCACACGGAGUGCCGUCUCCAUCGUCACUCACGGGGGAGCGUCCCGUGAAUUGUUGCGUGCCGUCAAGAAACCUCGUGCCCACCAUGGGUUCUUGUGUGGAACCAAAGCAGGUUCAUCCCACCAUGAUCCCACAAGUACGGGCGCUCAUGAAUGCAGCGAGAGCCAUGAUGCAACCGACUGACCAAGCAAAAAUACGGGCAACUCAAGAAAUGAACGUGACAGCUGCCUUGCCGGUUGGUAAGAAGGAUGCGUGCAAUUGGUUGCAGCAGGUUAAACCCCAGUCUGUUUCCGACCAGUCCGCCACUAUAUCACUCGCGGGUACUUCGGAUGGACUGGCUCUUGCAGUUCAGCAUAGCAAGGUGCCAGUUGAUCUCGAUCAACAGACUACGGAACUGCAGACCUUACAAAGCCAGACAGCUUCUGUCAAGAAUAGAAGUGUUCACGAGGCUGGCAUGAAUCGAACAAGUGCUGGUCUCAGCUGGAGGUUAUCCGCUUCGGAGUAUGGAGGCCAGAACAGUCAAGAACGCUCUGGAGACGGCAUGCGAAAAGGAUCCGAGGUGCUGAAAGAUGAUAGCAAACACACGAAACGUGGCAGUGGUUCGGCACCCAAAGCUUCGUCUCGCGGAGUGAAAUCAGCUCCGAAGCCAGUAGUCGCGCGCUCAGACCGAAACAGCGGACCGUGCCAGAACGCCACAGGGAAACAAACUUCAAAUGAUGAAAAGCUUGCCGAUUCUAAAGGACUGCCAAUAUGUGCAUCUAAACGCGUCACUGUUGUUGAGCCGCGUCAGCGACCUAAUCCUGCCGCGAAUACAAAGCCAGAACCACCCCAAGAUUUCCGUGGCACGUUGAAGCGAGAAACAGACGAUAAUGCUAACCAAUCAGAUGUGUUCGCGUCUCGGCAAGGGCAUCGGGAGGGAACGUCAAGUGACCAGGUGUCAAGCGAGUCUGCCAAGGGCAUGAGCUCCCCUCAAGGGUCAGCCCACGACUUUGAAGGUGGAGUGCGAGGCACAGCAGUCAUCCCGCCUUCAUCAUCUAGUGCUUUGUCGUCAGCUCCAGACGCAUGUUUCGUCCAACAAAAUGACAUGGCACACGUGAAUGACAUCACGCAGCUCCUGGGGACACCGAACUGA
Molecule: messenger RNA, 4713 nt
Organism: Toxoplasma gondii ME49
Lineage: Eukaryota; Apicomplexa; Conoidasida; Eucoccidiorida; Sarcocystidae
Product: zinc finger (CCCH type) motif-containing protein
Exons: 8
Coding region: 1-4713 (1570 amino acids)
Biological process (GO): protein phosphorylation
Molecular function (GO): metal ion binding; protein kinase activity; ATP binding
Source: RefSeq, a predicted model, not a curated record